AGGAAGAUGGCAAUUCCAAGAUUAGCUGAAGGCAAAGAAGCGGUGCACUCUGCUCGUUCUCACCGUCGUCAUGUAAGCCGAGCGUGUGAGUCUUGUAGACAAAGGAAAACAAAAUGCACCGGGGACAAGUCAGGCUGCCGCAACUGCCGGGAUGCUGGUAUCAUUUGUUGCUAUACGGACGGCAAAAGGGAAAAGUCCAAGAGACAAAUGGCAAGCUUGGAAACCAAGAUCAACGCUUACGAAGACAUUUUGCAAAGGCUAAGCGUUCGCUUUGGCGUUUCUGAAGAGCAGCUGAUGGGCUACGCUCUGGCAGUGCCAUUGCUGAGUCCCUUCCAGGAAGACCCGUCGGACUAUGCCUCAUCACAUGGCGACGCUUCGCCUCCUCACCCCGAGACCCGAAGGCAGUCGUCGGUUUCCGAAGUCGCUACGCCUUUGUUUUCCGGAUUCAGCAACAACCUAGAUCAUAUAGAGGAGGACUUCAAUCGGGAUGAGAUUUCACAAGCGACUGGGUUUGUUGGUCAGAGCUCCGAGAUAUCUUGGCUACAGACUCUGGCCAAGGAACUGGAUCAUGAAUGUGAUCCCAGUCACUUCAGUGGGAAGGAGCCAUCGCCUGCUGUAGCAACCCACCGACAUCGUUGGAUAUCCUUUCCGAACUACCACCUAGACGAUAUGGAGAUUCCUAUGGUCGAACAUGUGGAUCUGUAUGCUUAUCCCUCCAAGGAUGUCGCAACGAAGCUUUACAAGAUAUAUCUUGAUUGGGUACAUCCCUCGUUUCCGAUCAUCGGUACCGCCGCUUUUGGAGCACAAUUCCAAGCUUUCUUCACAACCGCCUCUCUGCGACCCGGAAAUCGGUGGCUGGCAAUACUGAACCUGAUCUUCGCCAUUGCAGCCAAAUACGCUUAUCUCUCUGAGACUGAAUGGCAAACGGACAAGGAGGCUCAUCUUGUGUAUUUCCUCAAGGCCAAAGCUUUGGGCCUAGAUAAUCAGCUGAUGACUUUCCCCGACCUACAGCAGCUGCAGGUCGAAGGUCUGACUUCUCUGUACAUGCUGACUCUAGGCCACGUCAACCGUGCUUGGACCUUUUGUGGCAGUGCUAUUCGUGGAGCUCUUGGCCUUGGGCUACACCUACGCAAUGUUGGAGACAGCACCUCUGAUGCUUCAAGGGAGAUCAGGUACCGUGUGUGGUGGACUCUCUAUACGCUUGAUCUUCGUCUCAGUAUAAUGUCCGGGCGGCCUUCUUUCAUCAACGAUUGCCUUUGCACAUCGCCUCUACCCGUUCCAUUCGAUGAGCAGGACUUUGGGAAAGAUGAGGUGAUUCGUCACCUUAGACGUUCGAUUUACGGUAGCCCCCUUCCGCCAACGGAAACGACAUCUGCAGCCCAGCCCGAGACAAGUGCAAAGAGUACGGGAAUCGAAAAGCGAGACACGAACGAGGAUAACUACUCACCCUGCGGGUCCUCGUACUUUCUUCAUCUAGUUCAGUUAACCAUGAUCGCAAAAGAGUCGCUAGCUAAGCUCUACAAUCCGAGCGCACUUCAAUCCCCUUGGCAGAGCACCGAGCUCGUUGUACGCAGUCUCAUGCUCAACCUUGAUGCGUGGCUUAUAAACCUCCCCAAGGAGUACGAUUUCACUGUGACCCAGUCUUCGCAUGUGUCUCAGGCAACCUCAAAUCAGAGGCUUAGUCUGGCUUUACUAUUCUACAGCACAAGGAUGGGCAUCACACGACCGUGUCUUCGUCGCGUGAAUCUACCCAACCAGGAGGACAAAAAAAUGCAAGAAUUUGGCCAGAAGGUAGCAGAGGAAUGCGUAGAAUCAGCUUGCCACAUGCUCAGGUUAUUUCCUGAAGACAUCAAAGCUGCAACGCUAUAUACAGCGUCGCCUUGGUGGUGCUUGUUGCAUUUCCUAAUGCAAGCCACAGCGGUGCUCGCCCUUGAACUUGCUUUUCAAGCUCAACAUGUACCGGAUAAGGCGCCGAUGCUUUCAAAAGCGCUCGAUAAAGCGUAUGAUUGGCUUUCUCUGAUGUCAAGAACGCAGAAAGCCCCAGAAAGAGCCCGCAGACUCUGUGAUCGGCUCCUGCUUCACCUCAAAUCAAAGGAAGGCAUCAAAGCCUCUGAGUCUCCCUCCGUUCAGCCCACCAGCCUCGAGUCACCAGCGGAUACUCCUAUCUCAUUCCCUAUCAAGACAACGGAAAGCGUGUCGGAUCCAAGUGGGCCCACUGGAAUGAAACUAGACUGUCAGCCAUCAGCAGCGCUAUUGACCGAUGGAUUGACGUACGCGCCUUCACACUUACUAGAAUCAACAGGAGACCUUCCGAUGCAGAGCGAAAACACCCUGGGGAUUCCGAGCAACUACGAAGACCUCUUUCCAUAUGACACAAGCACUGGUCAGCUUACGGGCUCUCUUUUCCCGGCGGACUAUGGACUGGAUGUGGAGCCGAGUGAGUUCUAUCAAUUUUGAUAUCUCGUCACGGGUUCAGUACCGGUGUACAGCAUCAUCACAAUGACAAACGUCUCAGGCAGCUAUGCCUAAGAACGCCUACAUAUAUCUCUGCUCUUCCUAGUCUGCAGGAUUUCUGUGCUUCUGAAAGUUCAUGUGCUUAUCGGGCCGCGUCGACAUCCAUGCCAGGUUCUCAGAACAAGAGACUGUCCCUCAACCCAAUGCUUAUCCUUAUUCAUUUGUUCCUCGGCAUUAUAAUACGAGGUAGAGUCUGCACAUCUGUCUGCGGUCUAACUCAUUUGCUAUGUGAGGUUAUGUGAG
Aspergillus homomorphus CBS 101889 is the source of this 2757-nucleotide messenger RNA. RefSeq names its product CeGAL family transcription factor. Gene Ontology annotation, biological process: regulation of DNA-templated transcription; DNA-templated transcription. Gene Ontology annotation, molecular function: zinc ion binding; DNA binding; DNA-binding transcription factor activity, RNA polymerase II-specific. The record is from RefSeq and is a predicted model, not a curated record. Bases 7 to 2457 code for a protein of 816 amino acids. The transcript has 4 exons. Lineage: Eukaryota; Fungi; Ascomycota; Eurotiomycetes; Eurotiales; Aspergillaceae.